AUGCAGGUAACAAUGGGAGAGAGAAAAGGUCAGAAUUUCUAUUACCCACCGGAUUUCAAUUACAAGAAACAUAAGAAUUUGAACCAUUAUCAUGGCACUCAUGCUCUUCGUGAAAGGGCAUCCAAGAUCAAGGAAGGAAUAUUGGUAAUUCGGUUUGAAAUGCCGUUCAAUGUCUGGUGUCUGGGAUGCAAUAAUCAUGUUGGAAUGGGCGUACGAUACAAUGCAGAAAAGAAGAAGAUCGGGAUGUAUUACACGACACCUCUCUAUGAAUUCCGGAUGAAAUGUCAUCUCUGUGACAAUUAUUUUGUCAUUCGGACAGAUCCAAAGGUAUUAUUAGGUAAAAAAACGUAAUAAAAUUUUAGAAUUUUGAUUAUGAGAUGGUGGAAGGAUUACGAAGACAGGACAAACGCUUUGAUCCCUCGGACGUCGAUAACUUGGGUGCAGUUGAUAGAACUUUCCAACAGAAAUUGGCCGGAGAUGCUAUGUUUAAAGCUGAACAUCAAAAGGAUGACAAAAAGAAGGCGGAGGAUAACGAACAUCAAAUAGAGAAGUUGGAGAGGAUCAAACAGAGGGAUCGGAAUGCUUACGACAUGAACUGUGAACUCAGAAGGCAAUUUAGGUAUCAGAAAAAAAUUUUAAACGAACAAAGAGCUGCUGAUGACGAAUUAAAACAAAGGCUUUCUUUGAAUAUUGACCUAAUGCCUAGCACAAGUGAGGAUCAAAAGAUGGCCAACAGAAUCUUACGUCUCAAGGAUGUAAAGUGUAAGUUUCACGUUAAAAUGAUUAUCUGUUUAGCACAUGAUGAACAUCGAGAAGAGGAAAGACAGAAAAUCGAAAAUGAAUCCAUCUUCCGGCCAUCAGCAUCAAGGAAGGAUACAAUAAAAGGGAUCAGGUUAAAGCUUAAGCCGGUCCAGAGAGAUGCGGGAUCUAAAUUGGAUUUGAAUGGGAUCAUUAUCAAGAAAUGUAAACCGUCUCACGGUGAGAUAAAAGAAGAAAUCGUGUUGGAUGAUGAUGUUAACGGACUGGCGGAAGAGAAAGCUGCACCAGAAACCUCUCGUGCGAUCAUUGAGAAGACAGAUGAUACCUCAAUAUCUGCAUUGGUUGAUUACGAGGACAGUGAUUAA
This is a messenger RNA of Bursaphelenchus xylophilus (pine wood nematode), 1124 nucleotides long. The record is from the annotation of a GenBank genome assembly. NCBI's taxonomy places the organism in Eukaryota, Metazoa, Nematoda, Chromadorea, Rhabditida, Aphelenchoididae.